Molecule: messenger RNA, 2307 nt
Organism: Cyprinodon tularosa
Lineage: Eukaryota; Metazoa; Chordata; Actinopteri; Cyprinodontiformes; Cyprinodontidae
Gene: fzr1b
Product: fizzy/cell division cycle 20 related 1b
Exons: 14
Coding region: 309-1772 (487 amino acids)
Biological process (GO): positive regulation of ubiquitin protein ligase activity; positive regulation of anaphase-promoting complex-dependent catabolic process; anaphase-promoting complex-dependent catabolic process
Cellular component (GO): anaphase-promoting complex
Molecular function (GO): protein binding; anaphase-promoting complex binding; ubiquitin ligase activator activity
Source: RefSeq, a predicted model, not a curated record
CAGAGCAGCAGAAGUCAACUCAAACCAAAGAAUUUCUGCUCCAGCUGACUCGGACGCCAUCUUUGUCGCGAAUAUAAACAACACAGGGGGAGUCGCGUUGGCGUCUGACCGUGCCGCUGUAGGUUUUCCACGGAAUAAGAGCAAAUCCCACCGCGGAGCUGAUCUUUUCCGCAGAAGAUGUCAGCCGCCUUGGUCACCUGAGACACUGACAGAUAUGGAGAUCCUCUGCGGAUUUCCUCACCGGGAGGGAGCGGAGGUGUAAAAGGGGGGCGGGAAGGGGCCCCCCCCCCCCCCGCGGCCCCGAGCAGAUGGACCAAGAGUACGAGAGACGGUUGCUGAGGCAGAUCAACCACCAGAACCUGCCCACGGAGGGCCGUUUGACCAAGAGCUUAGGUGCUGCCUGCAGCCCUGCCAGCGUAAAAUCAGGGGACCGUUUCAUUCCCACCCGCGCCGGAAGCAACUGGAGCAUCAACUUCCACUAUGCCAACGAGAACUGCCGCUCUCCUGCUCAGAACCACAAAGCAAAGGAUGCCAGUUCAGACUCCAGCAAAGAUGCCGCAGCGUACGCCGCCCUGCUGAGGAACGAGUUGUUGGGUGCUAGGAUAGAGAUUGUGGCAGAGCCUCACGCGGACGACCGGCGGCAUGACGUUCUAGCUCAAGACUCUUACAGCCUCUUUAGGUACACUGUCCACACAAAGAGAGUGCCUUGCGAUCGCAGUAAUGAAGUGUCCCCCUUCUCCCUCUCUCCGCUCAGCAACAAGAGUCACAAGCUGCUCCGUUCGCCUCGCAAGCCAGCGCGAAAGAUCUCCAAGAUCCCCUUCAAAGUGCUGGAUGCUCCGGAGCUGCAGGACGACUUCUACCUCAAUCUGGUGGACUGGUCGGCGGGAAACCUGCUGAGCGUGGGGCUGGGGGCCUGCGUCUACCUGUGGAGUGCCUGCACCAGCCAGGUGACGAGGUUAUGCGACCUCUCGGUGGAUGGGGACUCCGUCACAUCUGUUUGUUGGAAUGAAAGAGGAAGCCUGGUGGCUGUUGGGACCCACAAGGGUUACGUUCAGAUCUGGGACGCAGCUGGAGGAAGGAAGCUGACCUGUCUGGAGGGCCAUUCAGCCCGAGUAGGCGCGCUGGCGUGGAACGGGGAGCAGCUCUCGUCUGGUAGUCGGGACAGAGUCAUCCUACAGCGGGACGUCCGAACACCGCCUUCUGCAGAACGGAGGCUGCAGGGUCACAGGCAAGAAGUCUGUGGCCUAAAAUGGUCUCCAGACCACCAGCACCUGGCUUCUGGAGGCAACGACAACAAGUUACUGGUGUGGAACAGCUCCAGCCUCGUACCUGUGCAGCAGUACAGCGACCACCUGGCAGCGGUGAAGGCUAUCGCCUGGUCACCUCAUCAACACGGGCUCCUGGCCUCAGGUGGCGGCACAGCUGACCGCUGCUUGCGGUUCUGGAACACUCUGACGGGUCAGGCGCUGCAGAGCACAGACACCGGGUCGCAGGUCUGCAACCUGGCUUGGUCCAAACAUGCCAACGAACUGGUUAGCACCCAUGGUUACUCUCAGAACCAGAUCCUGGUAUGGAAGUAUCCGUCUCUAACACAGGUGGCCAAGCUGACAGGACACUCCUACAGAGUCUUAUAUCUGGCUGUGUCUCCAGACGGAGAAGCCAUCGUUACAGGAGCCGGAGAUGAGACGCUUCGUUUCUGGAACGUCUUCAGUAAAACACGAUGCACAAAGGAAUCAAAGUCUGUGUUGAACCUUUUCACCAGGAUCCGGUAGUGAGCCGCCGCACGGUCGGCUGCAGGGCGAACCCCGGCUGCUAUCACCCACAGACUCGUAGAGCCUUUCCUCCGAGCACCACGAUCCACAGAGACGAUCUUGGUCCAGACGUUUUUAGCCAAGGACGCGGCUCAAAGCUCCGCCCUUCACAGUGAUGUCACCGAUUAAAAAGAAUCCGAAAAUCAGAACACGUUCUCCUUUUGAAGUCGCUCUUGUUCUCCUCGUUGUCCUGGAUGUGAUGAAGUUGUCUCAUUAGUUCUGUUCUGAGCUGCAUAAUGUAACGAAGGACCCUUUUUUUUUUUAUAGCAGGCUCCUUUGUACCAGACAGGAAGAAGGGGCGGGGCUUCUAUAUAUUUUCAUAAUGCAGGUUUAUGAUCUGCAGCAUGUUGCAGGAAAGAAGAAACCAGUCGGUCACUCAUCCACCUCCAUUAGAUCGGUUUAAUCAGUGUUUCGUCAGUAAAUGUACACUCAUGGCACUGUGACACUUUCUGACAGGUAUUUUAUUAAAAACAUGUCCAACAGUGACCAACAUGUC